Molecule: messenger RNA, 3242 nt
Organism: Gadus chalcogrammus (walleye pollock)
Lineage: Eukaryota; Metazoa; Chordata; Actinopteri; Gadiformes; Gadidae
Product: solute carrier family 26 member 6
Exons: 3
Coding region: 2835-3242 (135 amino acids)
Biological process (GO): transmembrane transport
Cellular component (GO): membrane
Molecular function (GO): secondary active sulfate transmembrane transporter activity; chloride transmembrane transporter activity; bicarbonate transmembrane transporter activity
Source: RefSeq, a predicted model, not a curated record
UAGAGGCGGUCCUUCAGCGUGACCGCGCUGUGAAAGGCCAAGGGAAGAGGCAGGGGAGCUGCACUGCGCCAGGGCCCGCCCUGCUUGCACCAGCGCUCCACCGAGUUAGUGAUUAGUUGCUGGUUCUUCAGCAUCAUCUGCCCCCCCAGCAGGUACACCGUGUCGCCCAGGGACCCCAAGGCGAAGGAGUCCCGGUACUCUGCUGACGUCAGGCACUCCCAGCUGCCCUGAGCCUCCACCUUGUACCUGUUUCAGUCAUGUGUGAAGGGCCAGUAAUAAACCAACGGCACACUAUUCUCACAUUUCAGUCUCUACUAGCUGGCAGAAAUUAGACUCAGUUGAGCAUAAACCUAAAUCCAUUUUGAUAAAACAUGCCAACAAGCUGCUCCUCACCUAAAAAUCUCCACGUUCCUUUCCUUCUGCCGAGCCAUUUUACGCACCCCAACCUCACCCGCCAGUAUGAUGUCAUUUUCUUCAGUUACGACCCCAGCACACACGUAUCCCAGGGCCUCUCCGUAGCGAGGGGAAGUGAUGUAGUAGCUGCGGCCCGUGCUUGGUGCAUAGCAGAAGUUGCGGUCGGCGUAGCCGCCGUAGCGGGAUCUAAUCCCUCCACUGUCAGUACCGAUGCAGAGCAGCAGGUCAGUGGUCUCCAUGCCAUAGCGCAGCCGGAGCUUUCGCGGCGCAGCAGAGUGAUGCAUGGCCGUGACGGCCAGGGCUUCAUUCAGCAUCUCUGUGCACUCUGCGUCAGCCAGCAGGGCCGUGUUCCUCCUCAUGGCCUCUCUGAGGUAGUCAGCGUCUAUCAGCGGCAGGCGGACCUUCCUGAGGAGCUCAGGGAGAUGGUGGCUGCGCCCAUCCUCCAGAGGACUGUGCCUGACCCAGCGCAGGACCACGUCCAGGAUGGUCUCCUCUCGGGAGAUGUUGAGGUCGUCUGAGCUGAGCAGCUUCCCCAGCUGGUGGGCCUCGAGCUCCAGCAUCUCCUCACUCUGACAGACCUUGAGGAAGUUCUGUCGUAAGAAGCGCUGGGCUUGGUCGGCAAGGUUCUCUGCGCCUAGGUCGCGGGCGUAGAAGUACACGCCGAGGCAGUUGGAGGCGUCCAUGUUGUCUGUCAUGUGCAGCUGGCAGCAUGCAAACACGUCGUCCAUCUGCAGGAGGAAGGCGGCGAUUGAGACCUCCUGGACGUUGGCGUUGCUCAGGGGCAUCUCCGAGGUGUACAUGUAGUUGAUGAGCAGCGCUAGGCUUUGUGCGUCAGUGUCCCGGAGCAGGAUCUCCCUGUUGUUACACUCCCGCAGGCCACAGGUGAACAUGACACGGAAGUAGGGGCUGAAGGCUGACAGUACGACGCGGUGGCAGGGGAAACUGAUUCCUUCAGCCACCAGCACCACGUCUGUGAGAUUCUCAGUCUCCCUCAUCUUUCGUAACUGGCUGAGGAGCGUCAGACUGUGUUUGGCGGUUCUAUCCAUGCUGUUUCACCUUGUGUAGCGUGGCAAAUGAUUCAAUCAAUUUGUUUUAUUGUGAAAAAAAGAUCAGUCUUUAAGUGUUGAGUUUCAACUAGUGAGGUCCUAGUCCUUGAAAAGGAAUAAAUAAAUAAUUGUUAAAGCAGAGCAAAUAAAUUAAUUACAAACAGCAAAAAUCCAAAAACUAUUCAGAGAAAGAUGAAAAGCUUUUCAUCUUUUCAUCAAAAAUUAUACGCUUUUUUUUUUACAACCAUCCAUGUUUUUCUAUUGCAUGUCGAUGGUGAUAUGGUUACCAAGAACGAUUAUAUUGGACAGAACUUUAAAACCAAUCAAAAGCAGCUUUCUCCAUCAUGCAAACCAGUUUCCUUUUGUCGUCUUACCAAAAUCAUCAACUUCACUGCUCUCAUGAUAAUCCAGUUGCUAUCUUUGUCUUAAGAAGACCAGAAAUUACUCAUGUUUUUGUUUUUGCUUCUGUCUAUGUGUGUUGUUGUUGUUGAAAAUGGCUAAGCAAUCGCCAGAGACAAAUCUAUUUUCCCUCCCCUAGCUCCCUUGCCCCUAUGAGGAACAAACCCAAAAAUAGAAUCAUUUUUCAAAGCAAGUGGGUCAGAGGGCUCAGCUAAUGGCCCUGACAUUUUACUUUAUUUACAUGUAUCUAUGUAUACAAACAACAUCAGAAAAUGUAUAGUUAACUGUGUAUUAGCAUUAUCUGAGUUUUGGCAGUGACAUUACAGUCAAUAAAUGCAAUAAUCUGCUCCAUCUUGGACACGUGUCACAUGCCAGAAGCUGUGGAAUGACAGCCUCAGAUUUCAGACUGGACUCUCUUAAAGGGCCAGUAAAUCAGCAGUUCUAUCUAUCACCAGGAACAGAAGACAUUUUGAAACGUCUCAAGCUGAAGUACUAAUAUAUUUUCCAUGCCUGGUAGUGCUUUCUUAACCUGGUAAUAGAUGACAGGAUGUUGGUGAUUUAGUUUGAUGGAUUAAGUCAUGGUUCAUUAGGAUCAGUUCUGCAGGUCUAAGGGAAAAUGCUAAAUUAACGUCACCUGGGGCCCGGAUGUCCACAGAUCUCCUCCCUAAAACCAGAAUCAGAUUAGAGUUUUCCCUCACCUAACAUCCAUUAGGCUUUUAGUCAUUAAACACCUCCUAACCAUGAUGUCCCAUCAGACCUGCUUAGUUAACCAUUACAUAUCAAAAUAUAUGUAAGCUGGCACGGUGACACUGAUGCUGCUGAACCAGUGGCGGAUGUUAGAAUCAGCACCAGGACAGAGGCGGGUUGGGGAAGUUCAUCAUACGUGUUAGCACCUUGAAGUCAGGUGAAUAUUGAUAGGUUCAGAAAAGUAAAAAGUUUUAAACCAUUUGUAGAGUUGUGGGCAGAAUAGUAGCCAUGGGCACUACAUAUAGGUCUGGGAAAUACAGAGUGGAGAGAGAUUUGCUGGACGAGGAGGGACUGGAAGCGAUCGCUCAGAGGAAGAUCUACUCUGAUACGCACCCUAGGCUAACUGAACGCCUCAAAGAUUCACUAAGAUGUACAGUUCCCAAACUGAAGCAGCGCAUAGUGCACAGCCUUCCUGUGCUGUACUGGCUGCCGAGGUAUUCCAUCUGGGAGUAUGGCAUGCCAGACCUGAUCUCCGGCAUCAGUGUGGGCAUUAUGCACCUACCACAAGGCAUGGCCUACUCGCUUUUGGCCUCUUUGCCUCCUGUUUUUGGGCUCUACACGUCCCUCUACCCGGCACUAGUCUACUUCUUCUUCGGUACCUCUCGUCACAUUUCCAUUGGUAAGUUGAUAUGUUGA